GUUCGUGGUUUGAGCUCCAGCCCUGCGCUGGGUGCUGAGGGGAGCGGAACGGCGGGCGCUGAACCGGGAGUGCUCCCGGCUCUGCUGGGUCUUUUCCCGAGUGGAUUCUCUGGGGGAGGCGAGAGGGCCGCGCUGAGGCGGGAGCGGAGGGAUCCGAGCAGGCGGGGCUCGUGCGCGUGCAGAGGCGCGGCGGCUGCGCGGGCUGAGGGGACCCGGCUGAGGGGACGCGGCCACCCCCGGCGACCCCCGGCCCUGCGCGGGAGCCGCCGCCGGCAGGUCAGUAGGGACGGCCGUGGGCCCUUCGCCUCUCCUCCCCCGCUGCGGGCAAGGAGUCGGCGGRCGGCUCUGGGUGCUGUGGCCCGCCCCUGAGGGGGGCUGGGGGAGCCGCCGGAGCUCACGAGGGGACAUCUUCUCCAGCCAAACUCAGGCUUUCUGUGUCUGGUGGCCAGGACUGCCAACUGAGGAGAGGUGCUGAUUUCUCUGGUGCUGCUGGACUKCUGGAUGCAGGCACUGACUAGGUAUGGAGAACUUGGUAGCUGGCUCCAAUCUUCCUCCACUUUUUACAGAAGAGGAUGGCUCUAAGGAAAGCAAUGAAAUUAAUGUAACUGGAUUAACUAAUUCGGAGAGUUCAUUCAGUGGUGCAACUUCACAGCCUGUGAAUAACCCAGAUUUGGUGGAGGACUUGUCACAGGCUCAGCAGCUGCAAAAUGAGUCUUCUAAUGCUGCUGAAACCACUGAGCAGAAGCCUGAGGAGGAGCAACAAAGAACCAAACGAGGAGGCUGGGCCAAAGGGAGAAAAAGGAAGAAACCCCUUAGGGACACGAAUGCCCCCAAAUCCCCCCUGACAGGGUAUGUGCGGUUCAUGAAUGAGCGGAGGGAGCAGCUGCGAGCCAAGAGGCCGGAAGUCCCUUUCCCAGAGAUCACCAGGAUGCUGGGCAAUGAGUGGAGUAAACUGCCUCCUGAGGAGAAACGGCGAUACCUUGAUGAAGCAGAUAGAGAUAAGGAACGUUACAUGCGGGAGCUGGAGCAGUAUCAGAAGACUGAAGCCUACAAAGUCUUUAGCAGGAAAGCACAGGACAGACAAAAAGGCAAAUCACACAGACAAGAUGGAGCAAGACAGGCAGCUCAUGAUCAUGAGAAAGAAGCAGAUACAAAGGAGAGGUCUGUCUUUGAUAUUCCAAUMUUCACAGAAGAGUUCCUGAAUCAUAGUAAAGCUCGCGAAGCGGAGCUGCGGCAGCUGCGCAAAUCCAACAUGGAGUUUGAGGAGAGGAACGCUGCCCUGCAGAAGCACGUGGAGAGCAUGCGCACGGCCGUGGAGAAACUGGAGGUGGAUGUGAUCCAGGAGCGGAGCCGCAACACCGUGCUGCAGCAGCACCUCGAGACCCUGCGCCAGGCACUCACCAGCAGCUUUGCUGGAGUCCCACUGCCAGGUAGUGGGGAAACCCCCACUAUGGAAACGAUUGAUUCCUACAUGAACAGACUGCACAGUGUUAUCCUGGCCAACCCACAGGAGAACGAGAACCUCAUCGCCACGGUGCGGGAUGUGGUCAACAGGCUGGAGCGUUAGUGAUGGGGUCUCGUGACCCGGGGAAGCUUUACAAUUUUUUUUUGGCCAGUGUGGAAUAAGAAGCCAUGAGGGAAAGAAUGGGGUGGGAGGCAGGCUGGCAGGUUUGUCCUGGGCCCUGCCUGUGUCUUUUUGUCAGGGAGACAAACAGAUCAAUGCAUUAAGAGAUCUUAAGAAGCCACGGACACCACCCAUUGAACAUUUGGAACUGUCCUCUGUGUGAACAUUUAAGAGCAUGCAACUUUUGUGCAAUCUACAUUUUUGUAUGGAUUUUGCUGGGUGUGAGGGUGCCUGCGGUUCUGUGGACUGGCUGGCUGUGGAGAUGAAAUCUCAGCUUGUGAAAUGGAGUCAGCGUAUAUGUUGUAGUAAUAACUUUGAUGUMUUAUAUUGCCUAAUGUCUUCUAGUGUCUUUCAUUUUGUUUUCAUGUUUAUCCUGUGGCUUUAACUUCAUUCGCUUUUGUUUUCUUCUUUUGAUCUUGUUCCCUGAUUCUUGCAGUACUGGAUAGCAGCGCUUGUGUUCUCUGCUCUAACAGGGAGUCUUCCUUGGUGCACUGUCUUGUCCUAUGCCUCCUGCUAUGUUUAUAGGAGCUUUUCUUAAGCAGAAUCCUGGCAUUUUUGUGUUAGCCUGCAAUUCCUACMAUGUGAGUUUGCUCCCUGCUAGAGACUGGCUGUGGUUGGUGCUUUAUGACUUGAUUCUACUAUGAGACAGACUUCCUCUCUCCCCCUCUCUUUAAGCAYCUCUCUUGCACAUAGCAUCAUGCUCUUCUGUGAAGGUCUCCUGGUAUCUCCUGAAAAUGUUUGCUGGUGCAUUUUAUUAUCAUAGAGAUCAGUGGAAAUCCAGAUAGAAGGUGAAAUGUUAGUUCUUCUCAGCAGGGAAAAUGGGGUUCUUUGGUUUAGACUAARCCCACAAAGCUUGCCCUUCCUCUGAUACAUUGUUCAGUCUAAUUUAAUGUUAUUGCCUUGUUUUUGAGAGAAUGAUCUCACGGGGAAAGCAGUUUUCUAUAAAAAGAGAAAUGGGCACGGGGAUGGCAUUAUUUUUUCCUCCUCUGCCCUCCUUAAAUCGCUGUGCUGGGAAGCAAUAUGUCUGGAAGCAGCACAUGUAUUUUUUCAUGAAUUAUUAGAGCAGAGAAGGUUAUUAGCAACUAGGUCCACAUAACAGCCCAGAGAAUUCUGCAUUAUAGCUUGUUUGUGCUCUCACCUUUUGUACAGUUCAAGUACUGCCCACGGAGCCCAUAGCAUUCAGCAUUUUAUGUUCCAGGUGACCCAAAUGGCCUUUCACUUGCAUUGAGUGUGAUCUUGCUGAGCUACACCACACCUCCUGUCAGAGUUGAAGGCACCCACUGUCUGCACUGGCUGAUGCAAAACUUCCACUGCCCUUUAGUUGCUGUCAAAUUGUUGAUUCUGACUUUGGCUCAGCUUGUUGGACCUCUCUGGGCUUUACUGGGGGUGGUUAAAAUGCUCUUGCCUCCCACAMGACAAUCUCUUUGCUCCUGGUUAAGACAUCUUUUAAGAUUUCCUGUUUAUAACUUGGAGGUUGCUUUCGUUACUGGAGUGUGUUGCUGUCAGCAUCACUUAAAUGUAUCUGUGACACAAAUAUUUUGAAGAUUAAAAAGCAGUUUCUUCUUUUCCUGCACUGUACACAUGGACUUCAUGCUGGCCUGGAGCYAUCUCCCAGUCAGCACCUUGUAUGCCAGGUCUCAGCUUACUCCUGGGAUUACURCUGCAGCCAAGUAGCAAGGAUUUCCAUGUAAAUCAAGUCUUCCUUCAGGGAGGAAACUCCUUUCUCUUGUCAUCUGUUUUGCUUUCAAGACUUCACAAAAAGGAACCUCAGUUUGCUGCAUCAACUUCCACUCUCCUUAGCAUGGAUGAGACCAGCUGMUGCUGCCAUGAACUUUUUAGUGGGUUCUGUAAUGUAUGUUGUAAUCCUACAGGCUGGAAAUGUCUCCAGAAGAAGCACCUACACCCUCAUCUCCUGUAUGUGUAUCUUGUUUUUUUUCUGGUGAUGUUUGACUCUCUGUUGAAUUGGCCAAAAUGCACUGCAUAGCCAAAAUUUAUAUACAAAAUCCUGAAUUUCUCUCUGUGGCAUCCUACCUAAUACUUGGAGUUGUAUUCCAAUAAAGACUUCAGAAAUUCCAUAAAACAUAGGAUGCAGUUCCAAGCUGUAUCAUAUCCAAUCCAUCAGUAAGAUYGGGUGGCUGCUGGCUGCCCUGCUUACAGAAAUCUGCUCGUGGAUACUGCUCAUCCAUCUCUGCUGAGAAGCAUGCAAAUGUUGUGGGAUAGGAAAUUUAAGGUGAUAUUAUUAGCUGGGGGCUGACAAAUCUUUUGCUUUUUCCCACAAGGAAGGAGGCGAGAUAGAUGAUCCAUCUUGAAGCAUCUGGGGGAAGACUGAGUUCUUGCUCACUGAUGAUGUGACAGAUGAUGUUUUGUCUCAUUAAGAAGCUUCUUAUUUAUGUUGAUUAACCCUAUAAAAAUGGAUUUUGUCUUUCCAGUGUUUUCAGAGUGUCACUUCAGUUUACAGUUUUCAGUGUUGACUGAUUAAAAAAAAAAUGAAGUGGGUGUCAAGGAGAAGAGCAGAAUAAAAUGCUUUUGUCACUUAAAGAAAUGUUAAGAGAAAUAUAUGAAAGCGGAAUCCAUUUUCUGGAUUAAUGUGUUUGGAAUUGUUUAGAUGCCAAGUUUUCUGUACAAUGUUUUUGUAAUUAAACUUUGGAGCUCCUUUGUUUUUAAGAAGUUGAUGUGCUUGUUUGACACUUGCUUCAUUAAAAUUGUUCMACGUUGAAUCCAUUCUGAUUCAAUUUUAACUGCAUUUUCAUGAAAGAACUAUUACUACAUUGAUCUUUUGUCAGAGAUUUUGGCAACUCCACAUUAACCUUUGGAAGGAAAUAAUGUGCCUCUUCUGCCUCUCCGUCCUGAGUGUCUUCCUCUGAAAAAGCAAAAGGAAUUAGGUUAUUAUAUGUACUGAUGAAAGCUUCAGAGAUCUUUGGUUAUAGCUAAUGGUUGUCAGGGCCCUUCCCCAACUUGACUAACUUGAAA
Messenger RNA from Malurus melanocephalus (red-backed fairy wren), 4594 nucleotides. It is a transcript of the gene HMG20A, whose product is annotated as high mobility group 20A. The record is from RefSeq and is a predicted model, not a curated record. Bases 521 to 1567 code for a protein of 348 amino acids. Gene Ontology annotation, cellular component: nucleus. NCBI's taxonomy places the organism in Eukaryota, Metazoa, Chordata, Aves, Passeriformes, Maluridae. The transcript has 11 exons. Gene Ontology annotation, biological process: regulation of gene expression.